AUUUCUAUAAUUGGUUUUGGAUAUAAUGGUCAAGUUAUUCCAUUAUAGCUUUUUAUGCUUAGAGGGGAAAGUGACGUCAUCGGUUUCCCAGUGUUUUAACAGGAAUGUGGAUCUCAAUACUGUAACAGCAAGGGAAGUAACCGGCAGCCUUUGAGGAAAAACGUAACAAUAAUGUGCAAAGUGUCCAAAAGUUUGCGUCAUUCCGUGAUACUGGUAAACCAGGGGGAGAAAAUAAAUGGAAGGGAAAAUAUAAGAAUUGUUAUUCGAUAUACAAUGCCGAUCCCUUUCAUUUUUAUAAUGAUAAGGUACUUGCUAAUUAAAAUUCAGAAUUAACGGGAUUCCAUUAUAAAUGGCAGUGAAAAGAGAAAGCGUUUUCAUAUAUUCAAAAACGUAACCUCAGAAAUAUAACAAUGUAUUGGCAGAGUGUUGCGGCGUGGAUAUGGGCGUUUAAUUUCUAAUGUAUAUACAUGCACGCUGAACGUCAGGGGGAUGUCGUACAUUGUAAAAAUCAAAGUAAACACAUGACGUAUGAAGAGUAUAAUACGUGCAAAAUUUAAGAGGGCCGCAGUCACUUCACAGAGCGUAAAUCAAAUUACAUAAUUUAUUUAAAUAGAUGGCGUGGGGGGGUCCAGAACAGACCGGAUAUUGUACAGCCAAUGGCGCUUGCGCGACCGCCAGUUAGCUUAGCGCAGCCUCCUUCACUGAUUGGUUAAAAAUGACAUCAUAUAGAAUAGUACUAUUUUUAGCUCCGGGGACUGGCAUUACCUCAUCGUUUUCCUCACGCAGGUAUAGACAUACAAUAACAAACAAUAUUGCAAGCGCAGACGGACGGGGAAAGAGAAAGACGACGGAGGGGAGGACUUCGCGCAAACUAAAUCCAUUUUAAACACUGUAUUGUACUGUACACCUUUUAUUUUUCUUCCAGGAAUCUCAUUAUUCUUAUUUUAUUUUCCUCGUUCUUUAAAAGCUAGGCUUUUUUUACCGAAUCAUCAAAAAUUGAACAUGGUUUCAAAGCUGAACUAUUAGGUGUUUUAAUUUAAAUUGUGGCGUGGAGUGAAAAUCUUUGCGGAAUACGAGUCUUAGAAUAAAGAAGAAUAUGGUUUACUGCGGGGAACGAGAGAGCGAAAGCCCUCCUCUAUCUCUCAUCUUACCAUAUCUCUACCUGGGCGCUGAAGCUGACGUUACACAGGACUGCCUGACGUCUCAGGGUAUCAGCUACGUGCUGAGCGUGAGUCGCUGCUGCCCCCAGCCCGCCUUCUUGCCCCAGAAACAGUAUCUCCGCAUCCCGAUUGACGAUUCGCUCAGAGACGAGCUUUUGCCCUGGAUCCCGGAGGCUCUGCAGUUCAUUGAUGGUGCAAUGUCCCGUGGAUGCUCAGUGCUGGUUCAUUGUGCCGCUGGUGUGUCCCGCUCCCCUGCCCUGGCUGUUGCCUACGUCAUGUAUCGACUGGGCCUGGGGCUGGAUGAUGCGUACAGGUUUGUGAAGGAGCGCAGGCCCUCCAUCUCUCCAAAUUUCAACUUCCUGGGUCAGCUACAGUCCUUCCAAGGUACUCUGCUCCACAAGAACUGUGGAGCCAACCAAAAUGCUAAGCUCAUUGUGCCUGCUGGUGAAAGUGCACUAUCCACCAAUGGAAACACUGGACACAGUCUCACUGUGCCACUCCCAGUCAAUCAGGAUGCAUAUAUUAAGAACUUGAUUGAGGGUGACUUUUUCUCUGAAAUUAAAUCAUAUGCACGCUGUGAAGGUUCUCAGUACAUGAUGGGCAGUUUGAAGCAGGACAGAAUGUGUUCAGACCAUCCAGCCAACGGUGACAGCAGGCUGCUUCCAGCUGUGACUUCAGAACCAAGGCAGAAUCAACAAAAGUCACAGGAGCUCAGUGUGUCCAUCACCGAUAAACUCAGAACACUCACUUUAACGCCACACGAAGUGGAAGACCCUUAUGAAAUCUGUAACCAACACAGAAACGCCAAUUAUCAGCCAAGACGUCUGCCAAGGCCGGCACAACUACAGGUCUCGUCGGAAUAUUCAUCCCUUUCAGAGAAGCGUAAGAGCCUGACACUCUCCCUGUCCUCUUUGAGCAUGAAUUCACAGACUCCUCAAAGCACCAAACUGGAGAUGGAGACUGAGAAUAGCAAUCAGAGGCGUCAGGGAGACAUUUCCAAGACUUUGCAGAACGCGGAUUGGGGUCCGUUCACCAACACAACUAAGCAAAGCAGAAAGGCAGUCGUGAGUGGUUUGUGCGAAGGAGCGCAGAACAUCCUUCAUGUAAAGCAAACCCGCCAGAGUAAGGAAAAUAAGACCUCUCCUAGAGUUCAGACGAAGGUAGACGUGGGAAGAGGAAGCUGUGGUGCUACACACGGUGAGCGGAUUGAUGAAGUAAAAUCUAUGCUAGAAAAUUCAGGACUGAACACCGGGGAAUUCAAAGCUACGACUACAAUACCAAACCAGCGCAUUUCCACAGAUCGACAGCAGAUGUCGCCAGACAGCCACUGUGCCGCCGCCGUGGAGGCCGUUGAGGGAUUAGACGUGGACCACAUUCCCUUGUCGCCACUCGGCCUGACUGUAAGCAAGCUGCUGAGCUGGGGCGAAAGAAUGCUGCUCGGCACUUUGCUCGGUCCCAGGGUGAAGGUUGGACAGCCCGCGCUCCCUUACCGAUGUUAAGCGUUCCAAAGAAACAUAGAGGCCAUACAAGCAAGAAGGAGAAAAUUGUGAAAGACCUCCUUUGCAUGGGAUGAGUGUACCGCGCGUGCGUGUUUAACUGUUUGAAUUAUCCUGAUCUGUAGCCUGGACUGCAUGCACUCCCAUAUCUGUAUAUUCCUCUAUUCUUAUGUGUCAGUGAUUCUCUUUCUGUCAAUGUUCCACACACUGCGGCAAUGUGUAUGUGUUACUCACUACGGCAGACAUGCUAAUUCUGAAGGCGUACUUUCCCAACUAUGUAUAUUUAAAAUGCGGCGUGAUGACGUGGAUUGCUAUUUAUCGACUGACUUGUGAUUAUUUAUUUAUUGAUGUUAUUUAUACUACGAAUAUUUCGAGACUGGUAUUUUUGUCACUAUUGCUUGUAAGUAAAAAUUAAAUUAAAUAUUUUAGGCA
Brienomyrus brachyistius is the source of this 3088-nucleotide messenger RNA. RefSeq lists its product as uncharacterized. Gene Ontology annotation, cellular component: cytoplasm. Gene Ontology annotation, biological process: protein dephosphorylation; negative regulation of MAPK cascade. Gene Ontology annotation, molecular function: protein tyrosine/threonine phosphatase activity; MAP kinase tyrosine/serine/threonine phosphatase activity. NCBI's taxonomy places the organism in Eukaryota, Metazoa, Chordata, Actinopteri, Osteoglossiformes, Mormyridae. Bases 1097 to 2659 code for a protein of 520 amino acids. The transcript is spliced from 5 exons. The record is from RefSeq and is a predicted model, not a curated record.